AAAGACUGGCACACCGGGCAGGACACCCGGGGCAGCGGCACACCGGGCUGGACUACCGGGCAGAGGCACACCGGGCAGAGGGCGGCCACACCGGGCAGAGGCACAUCGGGCUCAGGACUCCGGGCAGAGGCACAUCGGGCAGGACUCCGGGCAGAGGCACAUCGGCAAGCGGGCCCCCGGGCGGAGCAGCAGGCACCGGGCCCCCAGGGGCGGGGCAGCAUGGACCGGGCCCCCGGGCGGGGCAGGCAGGCACCGGGCCCCCGGGCGGAGCAGCAGGACCGGGCCCCCGGGGGGGCAAGCAGGCACCGGGCCCCCGGGCGGGGCAGCAGGCACCGGGCCCCCGGGCGGGGCGUC
Molecule: messenger RNA, 354 nt
Organism: Staurois parvus
Lineage: Eukaryota; Metazoa; Chordata; Amphibia; Anura; Ranidae
Source: the annotation of a GenBank genome assembly